Molecule: messenger RNA, 1032 nt
Organism: Neoarius graeffei (lesser salmon catfish)
Lineage: Eukaryota; Metazoa; Chordata; Actinopteri; Siluriformes; Ariidae
Exons: 3
Coding region: 1-1032 (343 amino acids)
Source: RefSeq, a predicted model, not a curated record
AUGCGCUGGAACGAGGACAGAAUGAAGGACUCUGUUCAAGCACCCACUUCCAUGCGCACCUACGGCAGUGUUCUGCAGGAGGCCGUGGAUCGGCUCAGCCAAGCCGUUCUGGGAAAACGUUGGGAUGAGCAGUACCGCAGUCCUGGAGUCUACACAGGUGAAUUGUUGGCCAUGGAGUACCUGUACAGCCAGACUGGCAUAUCACUUACUCCAACGCUCCACAACCAAGAGGAGGAGGACCAGCUGGUGGAGGACAUUGAUGACGAGGACAUUGAGGACGAAGGCUUUGAGGAGGAGACAGAGGACAUCACAGUUCCUGUGCUGACUGACGAUGACCAUGACAUUGAAAGGAGGCCCUCAACCACAAGGCGUCGGGCACUUUCACCACCACCUCUACCAGAACUGCCGUCCACGUCCACGGGUGGAGGUCAGCGUCCAGUUGCUGCUGCCGCCGUUCCGUCCACGUCGGGUCAAGGACUGCACCCUGCUGCUACUGCUGCCCCCACCACUUCAGGGGCUCAGGGCGUCGUCGUUGGACCGGAUGGCAUUCCUGGGUGGGACAAAGUGCAAGAGCUGGCUGCUUACCUGGUGGACCUGCGAGAUGCCGCCUACCUCACUGAGCCACAGGUGACCGAGGUCAUCCAGCUGUGGGUGGCACUCCCAGACAGCGACAAGGAGAGGAUCGACUACCAGCCACGUCACCAGGAGCGGCUGUCGUCUGGUCGAUUCAAGGCACCGAAGCGGUCUGGAGUCACACCGGGUGUGGAGAGCGUCAAGCGCAGCUUGAUAGGUCACCCUGGGGGGCCGGCUCAGUGGCCUGGUACCAGCCGCUUGGUAGACGCCAUGUGCACACGCUUGUGCACUUUGCACAAGUGCACUACCAGGAAGGCCGGUGUUUCCACUCCCAGGUGGACCAGAAUUCUGGAUGAUUACCACCACAUCCGUGACUUGAUCAUCGCCAGCCCACGGUUGAUGGCAGAUACAACAAUUCAGUUGUUUCAAAUCAACCAGCGGACACUUAUUCAGUGGUAG